GCCAAAAAUUCAGUACUUAGAUCUAGAUAAGGCUUCUUUCGCCCAAGUGAGAAGAUUAUCGUCAAUUAAAACAAUGAGUUCAAACGUAGAUACGGACUUCUUGCUGAUUGGUAAACUGGGCCAAGGUCGAAGUGCAACAGGAAACAGUAUAUUGAGAAACGAAUCCUUCAAAAGUUCGUCUGCCAUGGCAGACGUCACUGCCUCUUUUGACUUUGAUUAUGCUUUUUUAGAGGGCAGAGUCAUAAAAGUUGUGGAUACUCCUGGCCUAAGAGAUUUGAUAGGCAGUAGUAGUAAAAUGAAGGAGUCUUUCGAUAAAUUUCUUAAGUGUGCUGUUGCAACUAAUACUAAAGGCUACCAUGUUUUCUUGAUAGUGAUAAGGUUUGGCACACGGGUUACGGAGGAAGAGCUUAAUAUAGUUUCGCUUCUGAAGGCUGAAUUCGGUGAGAAGUUUGCAAAGGAGUCUUGCAUCAUAGCUAUGAGUUUUGGAGAUUUGUUUCGACAAGAACAUGAAAAAAAUCAUUUGUCUUUCCAACAAUGGUGUCAGAAGCAAACUGGCGCCUUUAAGCAGCUCCUGGAAGAGUGUGGUGGUAGAAUUGUUUUGUUUGAUAAUAAAACAACAUGUGAAUCUGUUAGGAAACAGCAAGUCAUAGAGCUGUUUGCAAUGGUAGGUCAACUGAAAGGUCAAAGCAUCUGUUCCUCCAGUAAGUCUCAGUCCCAGCAACUAGUGCCUGUAACAAAUUCAUCUUGGUCUUUGCUACCAAAGUCAUCGCAAGGAACUCUCAGUCUGCAGGAUUCUUCAGGUCGAAAUUCUUGUUCAGGCAAAGAUGACAUUAAUGAGGCUUACAAAGAAAUAAGUUUAGCAUUAAAAGAACUCAAAACUUGUCAACACUCGUUAGACAAUGAGAUUGAUCGCCUUGAAAAUGUAAUUAUAAAAUUGGAUGCUUUGUUAAUCCAUUUAGAAAAGUUAAUUGCAAGUAGCCCACAAGUGCGAAGUUUGGUGAAGAUUGCUGUCCAAACAAAGCGCGCCAUUUCAGAAGAAAUAAAACUACAAAUGGAUUUAAAGUCAAUGCGAGAUGAAUAUACCUUGAACAACAGCAUUAGAAAAUGUCGAUAUUCAGAAGAGAACGCAGGCGUCGUAAAGAGAUAUUCCUCUCUGUUAGCCGAAAAUCCAAAUGAUUAUGACAAACAUUGGGAGCUGUGCAUGGAGCGCGACGAGAAGCUGAGGAGAUUGUGUGAACAAUACGAGAGUGAGAGAAGAGCUGCAGAGGAUGACUUCAGGAAUGUGAUAUUUGAACAACGAAAACAUAGAAUGGCGGAUAUUAAGCACGUUAUCAGUCCAGAGAAACUCGAAGAGGAGUUUAGACAAUCUAGACAAAUAUAUGUUAAAGCUUUCUUGUCGGUACUGGUCACUGCUGUAAUGCGGCCUUUUAAAUACCUUUACUCUAAAUGGUCAGGAUAGUUUACAAUUAAAUGUUUUUAGCAAUGAUAAAUAUUUUACUUCUUUUUUGAAGUUAUGUAAAAUUGUUAUAAAAAUCUUCAUUUUACUACAUUGUGCUUGUCUUUCAAGGAAUGUUGAAUUUUUAAAAAUUGUGCCUUCAAAUUUAAAUUUACCUGCAUGCUUUUAAUUAAUGUUCAUUAAAUAAACAUUGGAAGCUAACUUAUGUCAUAAUGAUUAUACUUUAACAUGAUCAUAAAUAAUCUUUUUAAUGUUUGAAAUUAGCCUUGGAAUUAGCAGUCUAUAGAUGUUAUUAUAACGUGACAAGAUCUAAACCUGACUUGAAGUCUUUAAUUCUUCCAAGAGUACAUUAUGAAGGACGAGGGUGCGGUGGCUGAGUGGUUAAGCGCUUGACUUCCGAACCUGGGGUCUAGGUUGAAAUUUUGGAGAAUAAUGGUAUUUUGAAUUUCGGGAUUUGUAGGGCGCCACUGUGUCAUUUCAACUCCAAUGGGCACUGACUUUAAUUGGGGAAUGUAAAGGCGGUUUGCUCGUUGUGUUGGCCACAUGACACCCUGCUCGAUAACCGUUGGCCAAAGAAACAGAUGACCUUUACAUCAUUUUGCGCUAUAGAUCGCAAGGUCUGAAAGGGAAUUUUUUAUUUACUUUAGUUUAUGAAGGACUCCAAAAAUGUUAGUGUGAUGAGCGAUGAGUGUGUUUAAGUGUAGUUAUUGGGGUUUUUAUUUAAAAGCAGACUCCCACAAUACUGGUCAACGUGGCUGCGUUCUUGCUAAAGAUGAAGCUCAUGUUUAUGUGUAUGAGUUCGGUAAUUACACCCCAGUCAUUUCAUAUUUGGUCACUUCAUUCCAGGUCAUUUAAUCCCGGGUCACUUCAUCCCCAGUCAUUUCAUCUUUGGUCACUUUAUCUCGGGUCAUUUCAUUCCCGUCACUUCAUUCCUAUUGAUUUAAUAUUUGGUCACUUCAUCUCCAAUUAAAUAGUUGUUCUUAGUCAUUGUGUAUUUGUGUUGUUAGGGCUUAUCCUUUAAGCACUCAUUUCGUCUCAUAUAUAAAUAUGUUUUCUAUAUAAUCUAGGGGCUGUUUGUUGAUAUUUAGGGCAUGUUAUUAUAGUGUUUAUAAUGUUCUACUUAAUCUCUUCAUACUUGUUGAGAAAUGAAAUAAUAUAAGCAAAGCGAAUGCAUGAAUUCAUGAAUAAAAGAAUAUUAGGAAUGGAGCUAAAAAUAGCUAAUCGACCUGUAAAUAAUUUUUUAAUGAAAACAUUGCCUUGUGUUUAGAUCUAUAUUUUAGAAGCGCGCGAUAUCAAUAAUAGAGUUGCAGCUAUGGCGAACGAAUGUAUGUAAAAAUGCUUUAGAAACACAAAUUUGAAAGUUAAUUUGUUUUAAAUAUGAAAUGAAUGGACUGUAUUUUGUAUGUUCAUGUGUUAAAGUAUAAAGAAGAUCUGUCAUCUUAGAAUUAGAUCAAGAGUUAGGCCUAGGCAUAGGAUGUUUGUGUGCAAGCAUGGAGCCUUCGCUCUGCGCAUGCCUGACCUUUCCCUCUUGUCUCAUGUAAACAUGCCUUUUUGGAUUCUAAGGUACGUCAGGACGUCUAAAUUAGCAGAUAUAACGAAUUUAUGCAAAAAAAGGCUUUUGUAACACACAUUUGAAGCUUUAUUUUAUUAAAAAAUGAAAUCAAUAGGCUAUAUUUUGUAUUUUCAUGUGUCAAAGUAAAAACUAUCUGUGCAAAGUGUAGUUCUUAAAAUUAGAUCUAGAUCUAGAUCCUUUCGAUCUUUCCUCAUGUAAACAUGGUAAACAUGGCAUAGAUCCAUGAAAAAGCAAUACUUUUAUAGAGUUUGGCAACUUUUUUUUUGUGGGUCUUAAGUUUGUUUUAGGGUUACUAUACAUAUGUCACGGUUCCAGUUAGUACCCAAGGAGUAUUUAUGCCAAGUUUUAUCAAGAUUGGUGAAACGGUUUUGAUUUCUAUGCGUAACAUACAUACAUACAUACAUACGCCUUUCUGCUUUAUAGUAUAAAAGAAGAUGACAUUUUAUUCUAUUUCUUUUUAUUAAUGUGUACUUUUUUGUCAUGUAAAAUAAAUAUAUGAAAUAUUGUUAAUUUCAUAAUUUUACAAAUAUUAUUUGGUGGAGUAGAUAAAAUGACAAGGGCUUGAAACGACCAUGUGAUAAAGUAACCCGGGGAUGAAGUGAACAAAGAUGAAAUGACCAGGGAUGAAAUGAACUGGAAUGAAAUGACUGUGAACCAAUGUUUGUUAUCUAUUAUAGAACUUUGUUUCCCAACUAGAUAAAAAUUACAAUUAAAUAUAUUUUUAAUUAAAAACAUAGAAAUCAAAUUUAUUAACUUCAGUAAUUUUAGGCUGUAAAAUUAGGAUAAAAGAGGAACAACUGAAUAAAAAAAAUACGCUUUCUUACUAUUCUAUUCUAGCUCAUAAGUCAUGACAUUCAAAGAUGUUUUACUGAGAUAUAAAACCAUCAACGAAGCAUUAACGUUAGGAUUUUACUGGAGAAAAUUUUAAAAUUCCCAUAAAUCUACAUAAAAAUACAUCAUGUAGGCCUAAACCCACGCAUGCGCUAUAAAAUUUAACAUAGGAUAUUUUGAAAAGAAGCACAACGGAUGCACACUACACACGAUAACUGUGACCAGGCUAUAUUUUGACACCCAGUCCCACUCUUAUAAAACCGUAAACCAUACCCUCUUUGAAUGUUACUUCUUAAUCCUUAGGCAGACCCUACUACCACUACAGCCCAACAUAACCAACACCCUGUACAGCACUGAAUAGAACAGCACACAAUUUUUUCUUGGCACAGUCUGCAAAAGAGCUCACAGCUCAGCAGGAAAAAGAUGGCUAGAAGAAGACACCCAGUCCGCACCUGCAUUCAAGAUAUAUAUAUAGAAAGAGACAGAGAUAAACGAUAAACUGUUAUCUGUAUUUCUGUUUAUCAAAGAAAUAAUUAGUCCAUGGUAUUGACACACCAUAAAUUAAUUAUUUAAAAUUUAUACUAUUGUAUAAAUUGUACUUGACUUUUGUUUACUAAAAGGAGAAAUAAGCUUGGUAGCAGAUUUAACGUUAGACUGACUGCUUAUCAUUCAAAUAAAAAGUAAAUCCAUCAGCCAAGUUUUAUAACCAGCACAUAGGCACAAAUACCAUCUUGACUCCAAAACAUGAAUUCAAACGUAGAUACGGACUUCUUGUUGAUUGGUAAACUGGGUCAAGGUCGAAGUGCAACAGGAAACAGUAUAUUGAGAAACGAAUCCUUCAAAAGUUCGUCUGCCAUGGCAGACGUCACUGCCAAUUUGGACUUUGAUUAUGCAUUUGUAGAGGGAAGAUUAAUCAAAGUUGUUGAUACCCCUGGCCUUAGGGAUUUAAACGGCAGUAGUGGUAAAAUGAAGGAGUCUUUUACUAAAUUCCUAAAGUGUGCUGUUGCAACUAAUACUAAAGGCUACCAUGUUUUCUUGAUAGUGAUAAGGUUCGGUACACGGGUUACGGAGGAAGAGCUUAAUAUAGUUUCGCUUCUGAAGGCUGAAUUCGGUGAGAAUUUCGCGAAGGAGUUUUGUAUAAUCGCUAUGACUUGUGGUGACUUGUUCCAACAAGAAUAUGGAAAAGAGAAUGUGUCAUUUCAACAAUGGUGUCAGAAGCAAACUGGACCAUUUAAGCAGCUCCUAGAAGAGUGUGGUGGUAGAAUUGUUUUGUUUGAUAAUAAAACAACAUGUGACUCUGUUAGGAGGAAGCAAGUCUUAGAACUGUUUUCAAUGGUAAAUCAACUUAGGGGUUCGAGAUUUUCUCAAGCCUUUCGCUUCAUGCUUCCUUCUUUGUUCCCAAUGCAAUCAAACGAAACUAAACAAACAGGAUGUCUGCAAGAUUCUUCCGGCGGAAAUCAUUUUUCAGGCCAAAAUCGCAUUGAAGAGGUUUACAAAGAAAUAAGUUUAGUAUUGAAAGAACUUAAAAUGUGCCAACACUCCUUAGACAACGAGUCUGAUAACCUAGAAAAGCUGAUUACAAAAUUAGAAUAUGUGUUAAUCAAUUUAGAAAAGUUAGUAUCGAAUAAUGCCCAACAAAUACAAGGAUUGGUUAUGAUUGCUUCGAAAACUAAGCGUACUAUCUCAGAAGAAAUAAAGCUACAAAUAGAAUUGAUUCCAAUCCGAGAUGAAUAUACAUUGAACAAUAACAUUAGAAAAUGUCGAUAUUCAGAAGCAAAGGCAGCUGUAUUAAAGAGAUAUUCAUCUCUAUUAGCAGAAUGUCCAAAUGAUUAUGACAAACAAAAGAGGCUGUCAGAGGAGCGAGAUGUGCAGCAGAGGAGGCUGUAUGAUAAGUACACGAGUGAGGGAAAAGCUGCAGAGGAUGACUUCAGGAACGUGAUUUUUGAAAAACGAAAAAAGAGAAUGAUUGAUCGAAAAGAUUUUAUGAGUUCCGAGAAUCUUGAAGAAGAGUUUAGACGAUCUCGAACGGAGUAUGUCAGAUCGUUUCUGUCAACUCUUUUCAAUAUUUUUAUGAGGCCUUUUAAAUACCUUUACUCCAAGUUCAAAGGAUAGUUGUCGUUGUUCUUCUUCUAGCCACAGCUUUUUGCCACUGAGCCGUGAGCUCUUUUGCAGACUGUGCCAAGGUAAAUAGUGUGUUCGGGAUAGUUUACAAUGAGAACAUUCUAGAAAAGUGUUAUGUCUAUUUGAACCUAUGAAGAGUUUUAUAUUAACUUUUAUCUUUAAAAAUGAAUUCAAUGAAAAUUUGUAAUUUCGUUACAUUGGGAUAGCGUUCUGAUUGAAUUUUUAAUUCAUGCUGAUGUAAAAUUGUAAUAGAAUCUGACGAGUGUUUAACUAAUGUAAAUUUGCAACCUGCAUAAGUUUUCUUUAUGACAAAAUGAAAAAAAAAUAGAUUUUGAAAUCAUUAUAUUCACAAUUAUGCUAGAUGAACGCUUUCUGUCGGAACCAAUCUUGUAUUUAAUAUUUAUUUUGUUGUGUUUCUUUUGUUCAUUGCAUAAUUCUAGAUCUAAUGUUAACAAUGUUACAGUUCUACUGGCUUGAUAGGCCCUAUAUCAUCAAAGCACCUUAUGUACUGCCUAAAUUUAGUUUUGUACUUAUUAUUCAAUUUUUAAAAAUCUGUUUUAACUCCAAUAUAUCUAAAUUUAAAAACAGAUCCGAGACGCAUUUUUGUUUUAACGCGGCUGGAUUAACAGCAAUGCAGAUAGAGCAGCCGCUCAGGGCAUCACCCUUAAAGGGCAGCCUCCACAAACUAAGAAAAAUAUGCAUACUAAUCUCAAAUGGAGGGAGAAUUUACAUUGGGUCAUUACUCUUACAUUAAUUUUAUUUUCGCCGUACUCAGAAUGCACUGUCAAGAUUUUUAUUAGGCUAUAUUUAGCUUCUGUGACUUAACACGCUUUUCUGGCAUUUUGUUUUUGGCUGCACUUGAGAACUAUUUCUUAAAUAACAAACUCAAGUCAUUUCAAUAUAAAGAUGAUCUUAUCUAUCCUUUGACUUCUGUGGUGUAUGUGUGCCGUGACAGUAAACAAAUGUCUCCAAUUGUCCAGGUCAGCAGCUUUUCUGAUCACGAUAUCGAUAUUUUCUUUGGGCGACCAUUUCUUCAAACUCCUUCCACUGCACCAUGAAGGAUGACAUUUGAUAGUGAGUUACGACCAAGUAAGCUCAUCUUUCGUCUCUUCACAGUAUUGAAGAGUUCCUCCUUUUGGCUAGCCAGAGUGUAUAGUUGUAAAUGUACAAACUCAUUUGUCUUCUUUUCCUGGUAUCUAAUACCUAGCAAUUUGUUUAUUACUUUGACAUUAAGAAAACGGAUUAGAGUAACCCUUUUAACCUUCAACCUUUUUAAUUGCCAAAUCUCCCACCAUUCUCGCAAUCCAAUGUAUAGAGACAUAUUAGGGUCUUGCUAUUGUUAUUGUCAAGUAAGCAAUAAAGUUGUGAGUUCUGUAACACAUUCUUUUAUUGGUGUGUAGUAACAUUUAAUGUAGUUGUUUCAGUUUUGUUCUAAUAAUAUUAUUUCUUUAAAUUUU
Molecule: messenger RNA, 7438 nt
Organism: Biomphalaria glabrata
Lineage: Eukaryota; Metazoa; Mollusca; Gastropoda; Planorbidae
Exons: 3
Coding region: 74-1459 (461 amino acids)
Molecular function (GO): GTP binding
Source: RefSeq, a predicted model, not a curated record